Molecule: messenger RNA, 729 nt
Organism: Dermacentor albipictus
Lineage: Eukaryota; Metazoa; Arthropoda; Arachnida; Ixodida; Ixodidae
Source: RefSeq, a predicted model, not a curated record
AUGUUUGGCUUCCGGGCGAACUUUUCAACACAGGAUGCAUUGCUACAAAUAAAGGAAGACAUCCUUAACAAGAUCCCCAAAGCAGGCGAAAACGUCAUCAUGGCCCUAGACCUAAAAGGGACUUUUGACAAUGUCAGCCACGCAGCCAUCAUGGAAGGGCUAAACAAGACCAACUGCGGCAGGAGAGCCCACGAAUACGUGCGGGCAUUCUUGUCAAAGCGCACGGCGACAGUAGGACUCGGAGACCUGCGGAGUGAUACCUUUGACACGCCUAACAAGGGUACCCCACUGGGCUUGGUCAUUUCGCCAAUUCUCUUUAACAUCGCAAUGAUCGGGCUAGCCCAGAAACUGAACAAGAUCGAGGGCAUACAGCACGCCAUGUAUGCAGAUGACAUCACGGCCUGGGUAAAUCAGAGAUCAUUGGGCCAAAAAGAAGAAAAGCUUCAGAAGGCGACAACAUGCGUCGAACAAUUCGUCAAGGAUAGAGGCCUAGCGUGCUCAACCGAGAAAUCGGAAAUUCUACGGAUUGGAAGGAACACAACCAAUGAAAACGUGGAAGUGUAUCUGAAAGGUCCACUCAUACCAGAGAAGGACAUAAUACGCUUCCUCGGCAUGUGGAUCAAGAGCAGCAAAUGGUGUGGACACACGCUAGGCCUGCUCAAGCAAUCGAAGGAGCAAGUGAGCAGGAUGAUCACGAGAGUGUCGCAAAGACGGAGUGGCAUGAAGUAG